Molecule: messenger RNA, 5036 nt
Organism: Odocoileus virginianus texanus
Lineage: Eukaryota; Metazoa; Chordata; Mammalia; Artiodactyla; Cervidae
Gene: CTTNBP2NL
Product: CTTNBP2 N-terminal like
Biological process (GO): protein dephosphorylation
Cellular component (GO): actin cytoskeleton
Molecular function (GO): protein phosphatase 2A binding
Source: RefSeq, a predicted model, not a curated record
UUGAGUUAUUUUAUUUGGAAAGUGUGGCAAUGGAAAGAAGAACUUGAGUCAACUAGUUAUACAAAUCUACCUCCCCUCAAGACUUAGCCAGUUGAUAGCUCCUGCCCGCUGCCCACCAAGAGUCUGCAUGAAGACUUGGAAAUAGCAACCAAAACAUGAAUCUCAUCAUACAUAACAUCAACUCAUCAUCAGACUGACUACAUCCCUCCACCUGGCUGCAAACGGCAUGAGGACAGAGCUGGAUCUGUCUUGAGACAGUCUGCCUAGGCUUUCAGGAUGAAUCUGGAAAAACUCAGCAAGCCAGAACUCCUAACACUAUUCAGUAUUCUUGAAGGAGAACUUGAAGCAAGGGACCUCGUUAUAGAAGCUUUAAAGGCCCAACACAGAGAUACUUUCAUUGAAGAACGCUAUGGAAAAUACAACAUCAGUGAUCCUUUAAUGGCACUCCAGAGAGACUUUGAAACCCUAAAAGAGAAGAAUGAUGGCGAGAAGCAGCCAGUGUGCACCAACCCGCUCUCAAUUCUUAAGGUGGUGAUGAAACAGUGCAAGAACAUGCAGGAGCGCAUGCUGUCGCAGCUGGCUGCUGCUGAGAGCCGACACCGCAAGGUAAUCCUAGACCUUGAAGAAGAAAGGCAAAGGCAUGCACAGGACACAGCUGAAGGCGAUGAUGUCACCUACAUGCUGGAGAAGGAGCGAGAGCGACUGACUCAACAGCUGGAAUUUGAAAAGUCCCAAGUGAAAAAGUUUGAAAAAGAGCAGAAGAAACUCUCCAGUCAGCUGGAAGAGGAGCGCUCCCGCCACAAGCAGCUCUCCUCCAUGCUGGUCCGUGAGUGCAAGAAGGCCACCAGCAAGGCGGCGGAGGAGGGCCAGAAGGCGGGAGAGCUGAGCCUGAAACUGGAGAAGGAGAAGAGCCGAGUGAGCAAGCUGGAGGAAGAGCUGGCCGCCGAGCGGAAGCGGGGCUUGCAGACGGAGGCCCAGGUGGAGAAGCAGUUGUCGGAGUUUGACAUUGAAAGGGAACAGCUGAGAGCAAAGCUGAACCGAGAAGAGAACCGGACCAGAACUCUGAAGGAAGAAAUGGAGAGUUUGAGGAAGGUAGUGAAGGAUCUAGAGGCUUUGCACCAGCAAAGUGGCCCCAGCGAGCAAGUGAAGAAACCAGUAACUGUGUCUAAAGGCACGGUAACUGAGCCGCCCGUGCUAGUGUCUGUAUUUUGCCAAACAGAGAGUUUUCAGGCAGAGAAGACACAUGGGAGCAGCACGACCAAGGUGACAACCACCGAGCUGCCUGGGCCCACCACUCCCACUUACUCUUAUGCAAAAACCAAUGGACAUUUUGACCCAGAAAUGCAGACUACCAAGGAGUUGAUUGCAGGCAGCAAUGUAGAAAACCAAGUGCCUCCACGAGAGAAGCCUGUGGAAUUGGCGCAAGAAAAAGCAGUAGAGAAUGGCGGGUGUCCUGUGGGAAUAGAGACACCAGUCCCAGCGCCUAGUCAUCUGCCUUCCAGUGGGAGCUCCCCAUCUCCCAGCAGCACUGCCUCUUCCUCUCUCACAUCCUCUCCUUGCUCUUCACCAGUACUAACUAAGCGUUUAUUGGGGUCAUCAGCCAGCAGCCCUGGCUACCAGUCAUCCUACCAAGUAGGGAUCAACCAGCGGUUCCAUGCAGCUCGGCACAAAUUUCAGUCCCAAGCAGAUCAGGACCAACAAGCCAGUGGUCUGCAGAGCCCUCCAUCCAGGGAUCUGUCCCCCACCCUCAUAGACAACUCUGCUGCCAAGCAGCUGGCCCGGAACACGGUCACUCAGGUGCUCUCCAGAUUCACUAACCAACAAGGACCAAUCAAGCCCGUGUCUCCUAACAGCUCUCCCUUUGGCACAGACUACCGAAAUCUGGCCAGCACUGCCAACGCGAGAGGUGACACCAGCCAUUCACCUACUCCAGGAAAGGUGUCCAGUCCUCUGAGCCCCCUGUCUCCAGGGAUCAAGUCCCCUACCAUCCCCAGAGCUGAGAGAGGAAACCCUCCACCCAUCCCACCCAAAAAGCCUGGCCUCACUCCCUCUCCAUCCACUACCACGCCCCUGACCAAAACUCACUCCCAGGCAUCCUCUUUGGCCACUGCAGAAGACCUUGGCAGCAGCUGCUCUUCUAAUGCUAUUGUCACCAAUGGCAAGGAUGUUGAGAUACUUUUGCCUACCAGCAGCUAGUGCCUAGGAGGGAGUCUCUGCGUUUGACAUUCCAUCAGAUUUCGUCCAGGAGCUCAAGAGUCAAACCAUUGAGUCAGAUCAUGUUAUUUAUUUUGAUCUUAGCUGAAACCGUCUGUAUAAUACAUUUAGUGUGUUUCACCUUUUUGUAUUUUAUAAGUAGAAACUAAGUAGUUUGGAAUUUUAUGAUUCCCAUCUUUGUGCUAAAGCUAGAAGGGCACCUCAAAGACACCUAAGCUUCACAGUCACCAUCACGUUAUGAUGGAGAAAGCUAACUUCAGUACCAGGUUGUGAUUUGCUGUCUGUCUGGAGACUCGAAUCACUCAACACUCAUUUUGAAUUAUGCGGAAGUGGUUCAUGCAGAUUUUUUUAUUCCAGAUGAACAUGUUUUAAAAGUGCCUGAAAUUAGACUGCCAUAUGAAUGUCAUUCUGCAGCAAAAGCACAGAAUGGAUCAUUUAACUGAAAAAAAAAAUGAGAUCCUCUGUGAAUUCUGAAUGUUAAAAACCAACACUGCUUUUAAUCCUCUUUUACUGUUUUAAUACAAGCUUUGUGUUCAGAAAUAAGGCUGCAUAAGUAGAAUGGGAAUGCUAAAGGUGAAUGAAAACUGACCACAAAGUGAGCUUUAUAGAGCCCUUGAGAAACCCUCCUGAACAUUAAGCAGUUGGGGUGCUGAUUUUCUUGUACUUUGGAAAAACCUCAUCACUCCCAGUUUCCUGCAUAAGUUCUUGAAUAGAAUGAAAUCACAUCUCCUUCAAAAAUGUCUUCAGGCAUCUACUGUUGUGUAAGGAAUUUCUGAUUCCGAUUGCUAUUACUUGAAUAGGAAAUGGUUACUCAUUCUGUAUAAAAGUUUUGCAACAGAAUGAGAUCUUUAUUCUGUAAUCAAAAAGCAAUAACUUAAAGUUCACCCUCUUUGUAAUAUUAUAAGUCAGAAUUAAACAGGUUUUAGCAAAUUGUUACACACUUAUUCUCCAAGCUGCCAGCACUUGGUGUCCGUAUCUGUGGAACCAAAUUAACUUUUACCUAAAUGAAAGUAUACAUAUAUCUGUAUAGAUACACACCCCUUUACGUGUUUAACAUACACACACUUAAACACAUAAAUAUUAGUGUGAUUGUAUCUUUGGAGUUUGCAAUAUAGUGUAAAGGAUGAGUAGAAAUGCAUGUUAAGAUUACCUACCAAAGCAACUAGACGUAGCUGGGACCCAAUCAAAGAAGGAAUCUUGUCAUGGGGAGGGGGAAAUUUCACAUGACAUCAGGUCUUUAGCAUCAUGAAGACAAGGCCAAACCAACCCAGUGUCACAAAGCUCAACUGGUUAUAUAAAUGAGAAAAACAAAUCGGUCACUCACUCAAAUGACAUAUAACAGCUGGGAGCAGUGAGAGCCCUAGCAAAGUGAAGUGCUCAUGCCCUGCUGAAAAGGGCACCUCCUGUGCCACUUCAGCUGCUUGCUGCUAUGCAAGAAUGCUGGACCAGGAUUACCAGCUCCUAAGAUUUUUAUGAAAUCCAAAUUUUCAUGAGAAACAUUCUCAUUUUUAAAUAUCAAGAACUGAUCAAAAUAUUUUUAAAUACUGCUAAACAUUUCUGCAGCUGGAUUUAGCUCACAAGCUGCCAAGCUGCAGCCUCUUUAAUUCUAGAAACUUCUGUCAUUUCCAUCACAGUGAGUUUGUGCGGACAGAAGCCUCCAAGCUUUCCAACUUGUUGGCUAGCACAACCAACAAACUUCCUAGAGUAUGACUGUCCACCUCAGACAUGGUGGUUACCUGAUUCUGUGUCCACAAGGAUGGAGAGGUCUCACAUACAUUCUUCUAGUCAACACUUUACCCAGCAGGCAGGGCUUCCUUGGUGGCUCAGUUGGUAAAGAAUCUGCCUGCAAUAUGGGAGACCUGGGUUCGAUCCCUGGGUUGGGAAGAUCCCCUGAAGGAGAGCAUGGCAACCCACUCCAGUUUUCUUGCCUGGAGAAUCCCCCUGAACAGAAGUGCCUGGCGGGCUACAGUCCAUGGGGUCACAAAGAGUCGGACUCAACUGAGUGACGAAGAACACAGCAUGACCUCCUGUUACGAUUUAAACCUACUUCCUCAUAACCCAGUAUGAGUUGAUGGGAGAAAAGCAGGUGACGGAAAUCAAGAUAAAUCACUCUGGAGUACACUGGUGUCUGCACAGCUUAUGGUUUGACUAAAGCCAAUACAUCAAAAAAAAAAAGAAAAUACUGUUAAUGCCCUAGCAUGUCUACCAAAUGAUAAAGAGGUUAUCUUAAACUUCCCAGAGCAAUCAUGCAUUAAAUUUUAUUCCCAUGCAUUGUCACAUGAACUGGAACUUUUCUAAACAGGAAAGGGGGCUAUAAUCCCAGAGUAUUGUUACCUCUCUUGCUUUAAAUGGUAAUCUUACAAGUUGCAUUGUGCUCUUCUUUUGUUUUGGCAUAGAUAUAUAUAGAGAGAGAGAUACUAUAAGGAAGUUUAUUUCUUAGAAAGUGCACUGAAUAAUGUAUUACUUUUACAGUGUAAUAUGGGGGUGGGGGAAGCGCAAAAGAAAUGUGUAUUUUUGCUAGUUGCCUAUCUUCUGAGAUAAACAAGCACAAUACUGCAAUGGAUCAAAUAAUCCAGUUAGGUAUUAUAGAUUAGUAUUUAAGUUUGCUGUAGACUGUGUGUGUGUGCUAAGUGGAAGUUCCAUGAUUCACAGUUCCAGUCUUAACCCAUGUUGUGAGAGCUGUUCCUGGUCAACAGGUCAUAAUGAUGUGCAGCACAUAGCACAAGCACUAACUAGUUAUUAACAUCUGUAAAACCAAAUGUACCGUGCAGAAGUCUUCAUCCACUUUUAUAGCAGACUACAUUAAAACAACUUAAAUCAUA